CUGAGGAAAUUUCCUCGUUAUUUCUAACACAGACAGUUUUCUUCUUUCUUUCACAUUUGGGUACCUUUGUUUAGCUUCUGCUCUGUGAAUUUCUUUUCUCCUAUCACAAAGAAGAAGAAGAAGAAGUAGCAACUAUGGGUGGAGGCAAUGGUCAGAAGUCCAAGAUGGCUCGUGAGAGAAACUCGGAGAAGCAAAAGGGCAACAAAGGUAGUCAGCUUGAGUCGAACAAGAAGGCUAUGUCUAUCCAGUGCAAAGUUUGCAUGCAGACAUUCAUUUGCACCACAUCAGAGGUGAAGUGCAGGGAACAUGCUGAGGCAAAACACCCCAAAUCUGAUGUUUAUGCAUGUUUCCCUCAUCUUAAGAAAUGAAGUUAUAUCGAGGAGUGCUUGUGGAAAUGAGUGCCACAAAGCUACACAUCUCUAAUGUCUUCUUUGUUGUUAAGUUUACAGCUUAUGCAAAACAAUCUCUCCAGACUUGUGGGGGGAAGCUCUGAAAGGAUUGCUUUUCAUAACCUUUAAAUUAAGCAACAAUUAGAUAUGAGAGAUGAAGCUUUGCACUCAUAUUUAGUUCUGUAUUAAUUAGCUUGAAAGUAUUUGUGGAACUUACCCAAAAAAGGAACAGUGUGUGGAGUAUUUUGUACUAAUUAUUGAUGAUGCCUUUGCCGUAA
This is a messenger RNA of Quercus robur (English oak), 667 nucleotides long. RefSeq lists its product as uncharacterized. The record is from RefSeq and is a predicted model, not a curated record. Bases 135 to 368 code for a protein of 77 amino acids. NCBI's taxonomy places the organism in Eukaryota, Viridiplantae, Streptophyta, Magnoliopsida, Fagales, Fagaceae. The transcript is spliced from 3 exons.